Molecule: messenger RNA, 712 nt
Organism: Triticum dicoccoides
Lineage: Eukaryota; Viridiplantae; Streptophyta; Magnoliopsida; Poales; Poaceae
Exons: 2
Coding region: 32-463 (143 amino acids)
Source: RefSeq, a predicted model, not a curated record
AGGACUGACUCAAGUACCAGAAGGCCACCUGAUGGGUAUGAAUAUGCCACAAGGUCUCACGCCUGCUCCUGCAUCCAUGACCAUCCCGAUGGCGCAUUCCUCACGGCCGACGUUGGGGUUCCCCCUCGGCACGGCGCUCCUGCUCCUCGUCAUCUUCUCCCUCAGCGGCAUCUUCUCGUGCUGCUAUCACUGGGACAGGCUCCGCUCCCUCCUCUGGUCUCGGCAUCCCGGCAUGCUCCAGGAAGGCCCACACACCGUCAUCUCAAUUGGAUCGGCGCCGAGCAAGGCUGCCUCCGAGCACAAGAGCGAGAAAGCAGGAAAGGAGUGCGGGUUGCCCGUGAUCAUGCCAGGGGAUAACAUCGCGAAGUUCUACGCGAGGCCCUGCCCGCACGAGGCGUGUUUAGCUGCAGCAGCAGCAGAGAAGGGCGAAGUCGAGGUGCAAGUCAGAUGUUCAGUUUCGUGAGACCGUCAGUAUCUGUAUAUGAAAUCGUAGUUAGGUGCUAGCGACUUAUGAUUGAUAGAUAGAUUGUAUAUACGCGAGCGACUUAUGAUUGAUGGAUUGAUUGUGUACUAGCAUGCAUUUUGACAGUUUUUCAGAAAAGAGGGGGAAAAAUGAGAACCUUUCAUGUGCAGAUAUGCAACCCGAAUAGUCCAGAAAAGGCGAUUUUGGUGUCAACAAACUAGCUGAAUAUUUAUUUUUCUUGUCAUGGAA